This is a messenger RNA of Coffea eugenioides, 2388 nucleotides long. Its product is annotated as serine/threonine-protein kinase STY46-like. The transcript is spliced from 16 exons. Lineage: Eukaryota; Viridiplantae; Streptophyta; Magnoliopsida; Gentianales; Rubiaceae. Gene Ontology annotation, molecular function: ATP binding; protein kinase activity. The coding region runs from base 160 to 1857 and encodes 565 amino acids. Gene Ontology annotation, biological process: protein phosphorylation. The record is from RefSeq and is a predicted model, not a curated record.
UCUUAGCUAUGCAGUAUGCAUUACACUGGUCAAUUACCGGAGUAAUUUAUUUAUUACUCGUUAGGGAAUCUGGAUCCAUUUGCAUAUUCUGAUGCUGGCUUUUUUUUUUUGUUGGUGUGAUGACUCUAUAGCGGUGGUGAACUCCCAUCCCAACUCAAUAUGGAAGAUACGGAGAGUUGCAGCAGCAGAGCAUCGGAAUCUUCGCCGAGUCCCGGUCGGAAACGGCGUCUCAAGGUCGAGGUUUACCACGACGUUCUCCGAAGACUUGAGGAGUCCGAAGUCGAAGAAGUUAGCCGGCCUGGUUUUAAAGAUGAGCUCUGGAAUCACUUCACUAGGCUUCCUCUUCGUUAUGCUUUGGAUGUAAAUACUGAAAGGGCACAAGAUGUCCUUGUGCACAAGAAAUUGCUUCAUUUGGCACAUGACCCUUACACCAGGCCAGCAUUUGAAGUCCGCCUUGUGCAGGUUCAUCCUUUCUCUGAUGGAAAUGCUGAUGAUUCAGUUCAUUCAAGCUUCACAAAAAGCGUUCAGAAGUACAAUCAUCCUUGCAGACUUCAUCCUCCACCGGCUUUCAACUUGUCAUCUAAUUCUGAAUUUGCACAAGAAGCAAACAGAGCUUUUAUUCAGCGUGGAGAUAGUUCUGUGAGUGGACAUUCACACUUAUAUCGUCCUCUGCACGAAGUUACAAUUUCUACAAAUGACAAGCCAAAACUCCUCAGUCGCUUGACUUCCUUGCUUUCUGAGGUUGGGCUGAACAUUCAAGAAGCUCAUGCAUUUUCGACAUCAGAUGGCUACUCAUUGGAUGUCUUUGUUGUUGAUGGUUGGGCCUAUGAGGGAACAGACCAGCUCGUAAAAGUAUUAGAGAAAGAAAUUCCAAAGAUCGAGGAAUAUUCUGGAUUAAAUCCAGAAAUGUUGCCUUCUCGUGUAAAGUUGGAGCAUAGUAAGAUUGCACUUCUCCCAGAUGAGGUCAACAUACCAAUUGAUGAUAGUGAUGUCUGGGAAAUCGAUGCCAAGCUGGUGAAAUUUGAGCAUAAAAUUGCCACAGGAUCAAAUGGUGAUCUAUACAAGGGCAUCUUUCAUAGUCAGGAUGUGGCAAUCAAAGUUCUUAAAGCUGAGCACUUAACUGAAACAGUACAAAGAGAAUUUGCUCAAGAAGUCUACAUUUUGAGGAAAGUUCGGCACAAGAAUGUUGUGCAGUUUAUUGGUGCAUGUACAAGACCUCCACUCUUGUGCAUUGUAACUGAAUAUAUGCAUGGAGGAAGCAUCUAUGAUCUCCUGCAUAAACAGAAUGGUGUACUUAAGCUACCUGCCAUACUCAAAGUUGCUGUUGAUGUUGCAAGAGGAAUGAGCUAUUUGCACCAGAAUAAUAUAAUCCACAGAGACCUUAAGGCAGCCAACCUUCUCUUGGAUGAGAAUGAAGUAGUUAAGAUCGCUGAUUUUGGUGUAGCUAGAGUGCAAGUUCAAUCUGGUGUCAUGACUGCUGAGACAGGAACAUAUCGCUGGAUGGCUCCUGAGGUUAUUGAACACAAGCCAUAUAAUCAUAAGGCUGACGUUUUCAGCUUUGGAAUAGUUCUUUGGGAGCUGCUGACAACAAAGCUUCCUUAUGAGCAUAUGACCCCAUUACAAGCAGCAGUUGGUGUGGUCCAGAAGGGUCUAAGGCCUUCCAUACCAAGGCAAACUCAUCCCUUGGUGGUGGAAUUACUUGAGAGAUGCUGGCAGCAAGAUCCAUCCUCAAGGCCAGAGUUCUCCGAGAUUGUUGAAAUCUUACAAGACAUGGCAAAUAGGGUUGUUCAAGAAGAGCGGGCCCCCAAAAGGAAAAGCCUUGGAGAACCCUAUCAGCUCAUGGAUGUAUUGGGCUGAACAGGCAAGAAAGUGAAAAUGCUGCAUGUUGCUUGCGUAGCUACCCAAGUUGCAGAAGAGGCGGAAGUGUUCCCCCAGCUGCUAAGCGGCAUAAGAGCGAGUGGAAGCAAAAGAAGCAAUUUUGUCCAAAAGAAUUUCCUACACCAGCGAUUGCAUAUCUAACGGGUCGGAACCCUCCACAGAUUAAUGGAAGCUGACCCCUUUCUUUUCGUAAUUCUUCGUGUUUUUUCCCCUUGGCCCCGUUGUUCUCUUUGAGUAGUUGGAACGUACCUUCUCGUAAGGUAUGGAACAUUGUUGUAUAGUCCAUUUAGAACGUGUACUAGUUCUCUUCCAAGUUUGGUACUCAGAAAAAAAAAAAGAAAAAGAAAAUCACAAGUAGGUGUAGUUUUUCUGCGAUGAAGAGCUCACUGAUGCGGUAUAGUCUUGGAACAGGACUAAGAGCGUAGAGGAAGCCUUCUUCAUCGCCGUCCAUUGCUGGUCUCAAUCACACAAACUUUUCAUGGUGUCACUACUAUUAUGCUUCGGAUUUCA